AUGGAAUAUCCGAAGCAGUCAGAUAUGAAUAUAAUGUUCAAUGAAUCAAUGUACAUGCCAAAUAUUACAUUUUGCAUGUCGAGACAACAGGCUUGGAGCCAUCUUCCUCUUAAUAAUUCAGGAUUGACUGAUGAGUGGGACAAAAGAGUAGAGGCUGAACUCAAAAAAUUGAAUUCUCGAGAAAGAUUUCUGGAUGAAGUCUGGGACUAUCGGCUAAUUGUUGAAGCAUAUGAGGUAAUCGCAACACUGAACAGUAUGGAACGAGAAACGACAGCACAAGGAUCCGCUCGGUCCAUCAAUUUUUUUCGUACUCAACCAAGACUUCGAGCUAAACGAGCAAUGGUUAAGGCAUGGUUAAAUGAAAUUAAGCAUCGUGGUGUAACAUUCGAAGAAUUGACCCAGAAAGUUGGCUUGGAAACUAUUAAAUAUUCAAUACGACGAUUCCAACGGACAACAUUUAAUGAAAGCAUGAAAAUUAAAACCAGAUUUAGAACCUCCUGGAUUUCAACAAUGCAGUUUUGCUUUCAACCAUGGUUUGAUGCGGACAAUUACUUAGAAAUAAGAAAUCAGGGAAAUUUCUUUACGAUGCUACUAUUGCAUAAUGCUGGUAAUCUGGAAGGAGCUAAUAUCGCCUGUAUGUCUGUUGAUUUUCAUGGACGACCCAGUUCAUUAUCACGAUUCAUGGAAGGUCAAGGUCGAGCGCGAGAUGGAUUUAAUGAUGACUUAUGCCUUGGUAUCCGGCAUGAAGUAACAGUCGAUGUACGCGCAAGAUAUGUGAUGCUUGAAAAUGAUGACAAUGGUACGGCAUGUCGUAACGCUAUUAAAAAAGAAAACGAAUUCGACUGUAGAUCCAGAUGCCGCAUGGAAAUGAUCAGAGAUAUCUGCAAAUGCACGCCACCUACUUUGAGUUACCUUGUAAGAAAUGAAAACGAAUACAAUGAAUUCCCAAUUUGUGAUUAUGAAAAAUGCAAAAUCGAUGUUAAAAAUAUCACACAUUCGGAUCAUCAGUGUACUCGAAAGUGUUAUCGUUCUUGUGAUCAAACCACUUAUGAAGUAAGUCACGUACAACAUGGCAAAAUGUUUCACCGUGACUUCACAAUAAUUAAUUUAAACUGGGGUUCGUUUGAAUAUCUUACCUUGAGUCAGUACUGGGUAUGGUCAAUGCCAACAUUUAUAGCAGCACUUGGUGGAUCCAUGGGAGCAUGGCUUGGACUUUCAAUUCUUGGUCUAAUACAGGGUAGCACUUACCUAUACACCUUCUUAACUACAACAAUCAAAAACAAGCGCUCGCGACUGAGAAAUUGGAGCUAG
This is a messenger RNA of Cercopithifilaria johnstoni, 1311 nucleotides long. NCBI's taxonomy places the organism in Eukaryota, Metazoa, Nematoda, Chromadorea, Rhabditida, Onchocercidae. The record is from the annotation of a GenBank genome assembly.